AUGGCUUUCAAGUUCGCGCAGGGCCCCGCGUUGGCCUGGACCGUCUUCUAUUUUUGUUUGACGCUGGCAUUCUUAGGGCUGUACGCGUGCGCUGUGGCCGCUGUGUUGUCUCCAUCGCCGCUCGCGCUUCGCUGGCGCAUUGCCUGUUUUCUUCCGCUGGUCGCAAUCACACUGGCCACACAAAAGGUCUCUGGACACGGACUGCUUGGGUUCCAUUUCAGCUCGGGGGUGUGGAUGUCGCUGUUCGGCGCGGCGGAACAGGUGUUGGUUGAUCCCGGGCGGACGAGGGCCGCAGUCGAACGCGAGCUGGGGUUAAGGUUGGAAGCGGUGGGCACGAAUCAGAGGAUGGAGUGGGCGGCGAAGCUGGCUAGCGGGGACGCGGUGGGGGAGAAACGCUUAGCCGCGUCGGCCCGGAAAGCGGAACCACCAUCGAAAUGGCUCUUUGCUCUGCAGCGAACAUUAACUGCCCUUUCCGCUCUGCUCGUCGCUGAGCUCAUUAAUGUCUAUAAUCUCUCGCAAACGCCCGCUCUUUACAAGAUACACACUCGUAUUGCGUCACUCCCCAGUCUCGCAGGCAGCUUUCUCGUCCAGCGAUAUGCCAAUGUCCUUCUCUUCGGUGUCCCUCUCGUCCUGCUUACCACAGUCCUUCCCAACGCCAUCGGCGACGUAUAUAUGGUAAUGACAGGGGCAGAGACUGUAAACCAGCGCCUCGAACAACUCGAAUUACCUUCGCGCGGAAGUCCGAUCAGGGUAAGUUCCCCAAUGCUACUCUACAGUAUAAGGAACUUCUGGGGGAAAUGGUGGCACCAGAGGAACCGCUGGUUCCUCACCGCGCACGCCCGCUGGCUCGCCCACCGGCUGCUCGGUUUGCAACGCGGGACCAAAGCGUCUGCAUAUACACAGCUCUUCGCCGUGUUUUUCCUCUCGGGGACCAUGCACGUGCUGCCGGAAUACGGUGCCCUUGGUCGCUGGCCCCCUGCCGGCGGCGGGCUACGUUUUUUCCUUCUCCAAGCCGUCGGCAUCACACUGGAGGACUUUGCUAUCCGCGCGGGCCGGCGGAUCUACCGGGCCGAAAUUAUCCGGGACACCGCCUGGGGAUGGAAGAUAGGUGGCUUUCUCUGGCUCUGGACGUGGCUCGCGCUCACUGUGCCACAAUGGCUUGAUCCUCUACUGCACGCGGGUCUCUAUGACCCGGUUUUCCGGAGCUGGGUUGUACUACCAUUAUGGAAUAAGUUUGAAGGUCGUAUUUGA
Molecule: messenger RNA, 1251 nt
Organism: Mycena indigotica
Lineage: Eukaryota; Fungi; Basidiomycota; Agaricomycetes; Agaricales; Mycenaceae
Exons: 2
Coding region: 1-1251 (416 amino acids)
Biological process (GO): lipid metabolic process
Source: RefSeq, a predicted model, not a curated record